AACAUGGACUCACAGCGAAUAAAGAUGUAUUUCAUGGUUGCUUUGUGUUUAAAUGAUGUUUUGGUUUCUGUAUGUGGUGAAGAAGAACAAGACAAGGCGAACGGUUACCUUAUUGAGAAAUGGGAACAAAUGUUUUACGUAAACGACAUAAAUAGGGACGCAAAGCUAACUAUGGAUGACGCAAAGCAGUUUGAGAAAUAUUACAAAGAUUAUCUUGUUGAUCAACAGCUGAAGUCUCUUACAAAACGAAUAGAUAAGGUGUACAGGACAAUCCUCUUAAACAACAAAAAAGAAAUCGCAAAAGAAGACUUUGUUGACAUGAUGAAGCAGAAGUAUGAAUCUGACAAAAAUACCUUCAUUGAGAUGGUACGUGAGUAUAUUUCGGAAUGGUGCAAAGCAAUGGACCUUAAUGGGGACAAAAACAUUUCAAAACAAGAAUUUAUUAUGGAUAUGUUUGCUGAAGGGAAUAAAAAUGCACGAAAAGAGGCGAAGUUUUUCCUCACCUUUAAACCUAAAAAUGGGCAGAUUCCCGUUGACGAGAUAAUUUCUGACUUUAUUCGCUUUGCAACUGAAAGUAAUCCGUCCAAAAUUGAUAUCAUAAAAAACGAAAAUGAUUCUAAUGUUUGAUUUUUAUUUUGUUACAUAUCAUUGUCUUGAGAUAUGCAGACCAUUAAAAUGGCAGAGCCAGUCUUUGUCGUACCACUUAAUUAGUGUUAUUGUCAAAACAAAAUGCAUUUUGUUUCUU
Molecule: messenger RNA, 745 nt
Organism: Ruditapes philippinarum (Manila clam)
Lineage: Eukaryota; Metazoa; Mollusca; Bivalvia; Venerida; Veneridae
Product: sarcoplasmic calcium-binding protein-like
Exons: 4
Coding region: 4-627 (207 amino acids)
Molecular function (GO): calcium ion binding
Source: RefSeq, a predicted model, not a curated record